AAAUGAUAGUAUAUAGACAACCGUCCGCUCCACGUCUUCUUCAAAUACCUAGAGAGAGAAAACGAAGAGAUUUUAGAGAGAGAAAACAUGGGGAAUGCGUACUGUCUCUUCUGUGGGUGCGUCGAUCAAGCCAGCAUAGGUGUGAUAGAGCGGUGGGGUCGCUUCGAGAAACUGGCUCAGCCUGGCUUCCAUUACUUCAACCCUUUCGCCGGCGAAUGCCUCUCCGGCAUUCUCUCUACUAGGAUCAACUCCCUCGACGUCCGCAUCGAGACCAAAACCAAGGACAAUGUCUUUGUGCAAAUGCUUUGCUCAAUUCAAUACCGAGUAAUCAAAGAAAAUGCUGAUGAUGCAUUUUAUGAGUUGCAAAACCCGAAAGAGCAGAUUCAGGCUUACGUUUUUGACGUGGUUCGAGCCCAUGUUCCAAGAAUUUCUUUGGACGAGCUCUUUGAGCAAAAGGGUGAUGUUGCCAAAACUGUCUUGGAGGAACUUGAGAAGGUGAUGGGAGCGUAUGGAUACAACAUUGAGCACAUAUUGAUGGUUGACAUAAUUCCUGAUACUGCUGUGCGUAAAGCGAUGAAUGAGAUAAAUGCAGCUCAAAGGCUCCAGCUUGCUAGUGUAUACAAAGGGGAGGCAGACAAGAUACUCCAAGUGAAAAAGGCAGAAGCUGAAGCUGAAGCCAAGUACCUAGGCGGGGUUGGUGUGGCCAGGCAGAGGCAGGCAAUAACAGAUGGACUGAGAGAGAACAUCUUGAACUUCUCUGACAAGGUGGAAGGCACCUCAGCCAAGGAGGUGAUGGAUCUCAUCUUGAUCACCCAGUACUUUGACACCAUCAAAGAUCUCGGGAACUCAUCAAAGAAUACUACAGUUUUCCUACCCCAUGGUCCUGGUCAUGUCAGGGACAUUGGUGAUCAGAUUCGCAAUGGGCUGAUGGAAGCAACCAGUGCCAAGGUCGAUUAACUUCUCAAAAGGUCUCUCCCUCUUGACAGAUCUCUGAACGAGUUUGUUUUUGUUUGAGUUGCAAAUAGAAAAUCUAAAUAAUUAAACGGAUUUGGUAUUAUAUAUAGGAGAUACAUUUGUGAUAUGUUGUCGGUGAGAUUUACAGGUACAGUGGGUUUGAGAUGUAAAUAGGUUUUUACUUGCAGUGAAGAAUUUGAGUUUGAAAAAUAAAUCUUGAAUUGUGGAAUGCUUUGCAGCUGCCGAUAUUUAGAUAUUUAUCACUGCAAAUAUAUAGACAUAUAUUUUGUA
Molecule: messenger RNA, 1245 nt
Organism: Cornus florida
Lineage: Eukaryota; Viridiplantae; Streptophyta; Magnoliopsida; Cornales; Cornaceae
Product: hypersensitive-induced response protein 4
Exons: 5
Coding region: 88-957 (289 amino acids)
Source: RefSeq, a predicted model, not a curated record